AUGCGACUGAAGGAAGGGUGCGACAAUGGAUGAAUAAAAUGUUAAAAGAUUCUAUUCUAGCAGCCCGUAAAAUGCGGAUUCAUGGUGAGCAACAUUGUGCGAACAAAAUUCCAUAUGAGAGGUGGAGAAGAUACGCGUCAGAACUGCGAGGUCUCAGCUGAUUUGACUAGUAAGAAGCUUCAUGCUGGUCCGAAGAUUUGUGAUGGCUGUGUCUUAUCGUGUUUUCAUGAGGAAUACGGUCACAGAAAAGUUCGAUAAAACAAACAGUUCGUAAUGUAUCCAUUAUUUUAUACCCGUACAACGAUGGCUGUACGAUCCAGCGUAUUCAAUCAUGGAUGCUACUGUAAAACAUGGUGUGGGCACUAUCGUAGUCUUAACUAUGUCAUGCCAGUUUGUUCGAGUAGGAGAAGUUUCCAAACGUUUUCUAAAUCUGUGGAACCGACGCUAACAAGUUAUUAUCCUAUAAACCAUCUGUACAUGCAAAAUCGAAACUUUUACGUAUCACCGACAUGGAAUGGGCAUCAGGAGCACUCUUCUAAAGUUGAAGAAACAGUAAAAAAUAUCAAGGAGCAAAAGGAACAAUCGGAAAAAGAAAAGCUUGCUGUUCGUGCAACGAAUACAGUUGCCGAAUCCCCGACAAAAGCUGUCGCUGUAAAACGAACAAUCUGGCAAAAAGUAAAAGCAGAAAUACUGCAUUACUAUCAUGGUUUUCGAUUGUUGGGACUAGAUAUGAAAGUUUCAGCAAAAUUGAUAUGGCGCAUUCUACGCGGGAAAGACUUGAGCAGAAGAGAGCAUAGAUUGCUGAUUAAAACGACGGGUGAUGUCUUCAGACUCAUACCAUUCUCUGUGUUCAUAAUUGUACCCUUUAUGGAAUUGUUGCUGCCCGUAGCAAUUAAAUUAUUCCCAGGUUUGUUACCAUCUACUUUUCAAACUGCAACUGAGAAGGAAGAUAAACUUAAACAGGCACUGAAGGUCAAACUCGAGGUAGCCAAGUUUCUACAAAAAACACUCGACGAUAUGGCCGUGCAGUCAUCAGAUCGAAACUCGGAGAAAGCCAAGGAAUUCAGUGACUUUUUCUACAAAAUUAGAUUGGGUGCCGUCGCUUCCAACGAAGAAAUAAUGAAAUUCAGUAAACAAUUCGAGGACGAAAUAACACUUGAUUCUUUAUCACGACCACAGUUGAUAGCCCUCUGUAGGGUAGUGGAUGUACAAACGCUUGGUACCACCAACUUUUUACGCUUUCAGUUGAGAAUGAAGCUAAGAAGUCUUGCUGCUGACGACAGGAUGAUUGACAAAGAAGGAGUCGAAUCCCUGACGAGAGCGGAAUUGCAGCAAGCAUGUCGAGCUCGAGGAAUGCGAGCAUAUGGAAUGCCGGACUCAAGGUUGAGAGAACAAUUAGCACAAUGGUUGGAUCUGAGUCUUGGUGAAAAGGUACCUCCAACGCUAUUACUUUUGUCACGCGCACUCAUGGUUUCUGACACUAUUCCUACUUCCGACAAAUUGAAAGCUACUAUAUCGGCACUACCUGAUACUGUGGUGACCCGUACAAAGGGUGCUAUCAGUGAGAAGGAGGGUAAGGUCGAUCAUCGAACGAAUAUCGAAAUUAUAAAAGAAGAAGAGCGUAAGAUCGAAGAAGAAAGGCAAGAGAAGAGACAGGAGAGUAUUCCUAAACCAUCUAUGAUUGAUCUUACUCUUCAAAACCAAGAUGAAAUCACUACUAAAGACGUCAAAGUCUUGGAGGAAGCUUUAGACAAUCUUGGCAAGGAAAAACAAAUGGCCGUGGAAAAGGAAGAAAUAAAGGAGCUUAAAGAAGAGAUGGCCGAAUAUCAAGAAGAUAUUCAGGAAUUGUACAAAAUGAAAGCUCAAGCAAAGGGAGAGGCUGAUAUAGAAGGAUUGAAAGUGUCAAAGGGAGCAAAACGCUUGUUUACUAAAGUGAACAAGAUGAUUGGCAAAAUGGACGCAGUUUUGGCAGAGCUUGAGCAAUCUGAAAAGAAAAUAAAAGAGAAGAUAGAGGAGCUUAGUUCAGAGGAGAAAAAAGAUUCGCAUGUGACUGCAGAGCUUGUUAAGAUAGACGAAUUAAUCGCAGCUAUAAAACGGAUACAAAGUGUUCCUGACGAUUCUCGGUUAACUAGAAUUGCAGAAAUUCUUGGAAAGAUCGAUGACGACCGUGAUGGUGCCAUAAAAAUUGAAGAUGUACUCCGGGUGGUGGAACUAAUCGGGCAAGAAGACGUAAAACUGAGCAAAAAGCAGAUGGAUGAGCUAAUCGAACUAAUGGACAAAGAAGAAGUUCUUGAAGUGGAGGAGCAAAUCCAAAAAGCACUGAAGAAAAUAGGAAUAGAAACAAAAGAAGCAACAGAGCCGAUACAUGAAGAUGUAGAAAAAAUUGUACAGGCAUCUUCGCAAGCAAAUUCAGUUGAAGACAAUGCAACUGUUCAAGCAACAGAGACAAAAAUUACAAAGGUGGAAACCAAGACAGACAAUAAGAGCACAUCUUCUAAUGAGAGAAGUGACCUAUCGCAACCAAUGUCGGUUACAAAACCAGAAAGUAGAGACGUAAGGGAUCCUACCGUAACAACAGUUACAUCAAGCGUACCGCCUCCUCCAAAAAAAGCAGAAGGUUCUAAACAACUGUGAUUUCCGUUAGAUCAACCCAAUAUAUUAUGAAGUCGUUUAAAUUCGAAGCGCAGACAGUUGAACUGAAACGGAAAAUACUGCCAGUGUUUGUAAAAAUGCGUUUUGGUGUCCGUGAGUCUGGAGCUUCUUCGAGCCAGUGAUAUUCAGUACAUGAUAAUCAACGAAAACUGAUGAAAUGCGAGAUGGAGGUUGCCGCCGACCUUGUAACACGUGGUAUUACAAAACAAUAGUACAUGUUCACGAAUAUAAGAUCGUGUAUAUUCCUUCUUCUGUCCUGUUAUUCUUAUGGAAUGGUGCUUUUAACAGUCAUUUUGUAAUUUGUAUAGAUUGUAAACAAGGACUCAUCCAUAUAUAACUUAUUCGUAAUCUAUCAUUUAAAGAAGUAGAGCAUGAGGUAAAUGCAACCAGUAAUAGCGGGGCGGCAGUGGGGGGAAAGGGGAAUAGUAUUACGGUAUUUACUACUCAUUCUCUGAGUGACAAUAUGCAUGCGCUGGCCACAAACAUGUGUCGCUUAUUAAAAUUGUAUAAUUUUUUUAUUAUGAAAAUUACAAAAAAAGAUUUGUUAUCUCGUAAUGGAGGUAUCAUUCCACGUUUUCGGAAUUUAGUUAUCACUGCAUACCAAGCAACUGCUUUGUUGAUAAACUAGCUUCAGCAGUUGAGUGAAGGAUAAUUGUUUCAUGUUACAUAUGCAAAUUUUCUCGGGGUACGUAUCAUACACACCGAC
Molecule: messenger RNA, 3358 nt
Organism: Diprion similis
Lineage: Eukaryota; Metazoa; Arthropoda; Insecta; Hymenoptera; Diprionidae
Gene: Letm1
Product: mitochondrial proton/calcium exchanger protein
Exons: 7
Coding region: 274-2634 (786 amino acids)
Biological process (GO): intracellular monoatomic cation homeostasis
Cellular component (GO): mitochondrial inner membrane
Molecular function (GO): calcium ion binding; ribosome binding
Source: RefSeq, a predicted model, not a curated record